CUUUGUGAAGGCUCUAACAAUCGGAGCCAGUCCCGCGGCUGGAAGCGGCGUGGAAAGAGUGAGGCGCCCGGGCUUCGAUGGAGUUUGCUUUAUCCUCGGUUACAGCUCAGGCUGUUUGUUCUCGGGCGUGACAGUUUCUGUGAGUGACCGGACUCUUUUCUGCAUUUAAAAAAGCACAGGGGUCACGGGACGCUUAAUUCUUCUGUCUCGAUGUGGAAGUGGGCUCAAGUUUAAGCUCUGCAGAAAGCGUUGUGGAGCUGUUGGAACAAAAAUCUCCAAAAGCCAAACAAACACUAGGUGCAGCGAGAGGGUUUAGGUAAUACUGCUUUGAAGUUACUUCAGCUAACUCAAAGUUGCUCUUUGGGGCUGUUUUCUUAAUAAAAUACGUCUUAUGCCGGGAGCUGAACAGUUUAAAGUGACUCAAUCUACUAAAAAUGCACUUUUGCAGCCUGAUAGUACUUGGAGCUGAAGCUGCCCUCCUACAAAGGACAAUCUCCCCAGUUACAUCUGAGAAGAUACUUUGCAGAUCUGAUUGCCAUUGUGAGCAAUCGGUUCAGACUUUGUCCUGCUGCACGACAUCUAGCUGUGUAUCUGUUGGACCUCUUUAUGGAUCGUUAUGACAUAUCUAUACAGCAGCUGCAUGUGGUUGCUCUUUCCUGUUUACUUUUAGCAAGUAAGUAUAUAGCACCAAAGUUUAACUAGAGCAAUAUAGGUUCUGCUGCCAAAUAUAAGGUGUGUCUUGAUAGGAUACAGCAGAUAGGGGAAACAAAGUGGUUUUAAAAUGGGACAUACUAGUGUAUAUCAGUUUUGCCCAAUUGGUAGAGCCUUUCUUUAGACUCUUGUUUUGAGUUCUGUUGGCACCUGUUGAACCUGAUGGGACAAAAAACAAACUGACAUGAAAAACUAAUAUUUAUACUUGGAAACAAAUUGUUCCAGGGGGAACUUUCAGAGCUGUAUUGUAGGAAUAGAAAGACUGUCUUUCUGAGGACCUCUUAAAAUAGGUCGAUCCAGUGCUGGAAAUAGGAAAUUUGCAUAACUGUGAUAAAGAAAUUAAACCAUCUGUAGACUGCACUGCACCCUGCUGAUGGUGAUGUGUGGUUCUGGAAUACUUCAGAUUUCAUAAAUUGCAGUGGUCAUUAAGCAAGCUAAGGCUAACAUAAACCCUGUAUUGUCACAUGCAAAAUGUAAUACUGGUGAAAUAUGAAAGUGAAUGUACAGCACUCUGAAAACAGAAUUAAUUACAAACACUCAUUAUGGGCACUGCUGCUUAUAUUGACCCCAGCUAGAUUCUUGUGGUAUGUAUCCGUCUUUUGACAUUUGUGGGCCCCUUUUAGAUGUCCCCAAAGAAAUAUGGGUACAGUUUGCUGGGGUACCUGCUGCAUUUAUUCUUAAACCAGCAAAUUCAGAUAAAUGGGUCCUGGCAGCAGAGCUGGUUGUUGGUUCAGUUUCUACUGAUCUGUUUCCCUGAAUAUUUUAAUUUUCUCAAAUAAAAUGUAUGGUAUCAUAGCUCCAUGUUCUCUCUGCUAGAAAACCAGAGCACUGAGGUGUUGGCUAUUUUUGCUGUACUGCUUCCUUUCAUUGCAUCCCCGUCUCCCACUGAUACAGCUAUCUAACAGAACAGUUAAACAAGAAAGGGGUUAUUUCAGAUUAUUCUGGGGUAAACUUUGACUGUAUGCCACCAGCCAGCAGUCUUUUGGCAAAGGAUGAGGUGCUGAAUAUGAAAACCUUGCCUCGGAAACCAGUGUAAUCCAUUUAGGAAAAUGGAUUUACUUUGAACUAAUGCCAGACUUUCAAAUGAAAUUCAUGUUGCAAAGAGAAUUAUAACUUUAAGAAAAAAAAUCACCGCUGCCAUCUUUCAUGACAAGCUGCAAGUAGAGCUCCAAAAGCUGAGACUAGUUGUUCUUCCAAGCAGCAGUGCAUGAAUUGUUUCAGAAAGUACAAACCAGAAUGCUAUUUUAAACUUUUGCCCUGUGUGGCUUUAACAAGCAGUUUAAUCACUGAUGCAAUAUAUUAGACAGAACACACUAUGAUGUAUCUGAUAAGGUUACAAAAGUAGUAAGAGAAAUUAUGAUGUGAUUCCUGAAGCUUUUAUUUCUGUAAUUACUAGAGUGUGGGAAAGAAAAACUAACAGACUGAGGCUGGUAUUGGAUUAAGUCCUGUAUAAGUACCUUGAGUGCUGGGGGGAGGAGAAAAAUGUUCAGUCCAAAACUCCCUAAAAAUGUGCAUUUACAACAUAUCAUGUAGUACUGAAUAGAGUGUAAGAUGGAAAGAAUUUGCAAUGAAAUUGAAAUAGCACAACCAUAUGGCAAACUGUAUGGAAAUAUGACACUUGUUUCUCUUAUUAAUGGGUUUUCUACAUACACAAUUUUGCUUCAAGCUAAAACCAUACAGGCCUGACAAGUUAAAAGUCCAAGGAAAGCUGAAGCUGCUAGCAGCAUUAAAGUUGAAACAGUGUAUAUAGCAGCAUGGAUUUUCAGCCGUACAUUGCUGAAAUCCAUUUGUUUGAAGGGCAGGAGCAGCUUACCAGCUAUCAAAUCUAAAAUGAUACCUACCAUAACAGGCAUUAAAAGCAGCCACGUUAGCUAGGGCUCUAGCUGUACUCUAAUGAGCUUUAGAAACAAAAAGGGUGUAUGGGGGUAGGAGAGUGAUGAAACUCAAAUGUUGCAGUGUUGUGUAUGCCAAGGCACAUCACUGUGGUAUUUCAUCAAUGAUGAGGACAUAUAAAAUAAUUUGGUGACAAAAACUUGCCUAUGCAGUACUUCACAACCAACUUCUGUGUGCCAGGGUGCGAAAACCAACAGGACAUAUGCACUGCACAAUAUCCUACAGAGUGUUUGACAGCUCUUUAUAGUACAUACCCCUUUUUGUCUCUGAUGACACCUUCCAUUUAAGUUUUGCAUCUGCAGCAAAGUCUCAAGCUUGUUUGACAUUGAACUGAAAUAUGACCAAUGCAGACAUUAGAUACAAGCUGUUUUGCAGUGCAGUUGUGCUGAAACUUACUUUUUUUUUCCCCUCCUCUUUCUAUUCAUCGGAAGGUAAAUUUGAAGAAAAGGAAGACAGUGUUCCCAAACUUGAACAGCUGAACAGCUUGGGUUGUAUGACUAACAUGAAUUUGGUACUAACAAAACAGAAUUUGCUUCAUAUGGAGUUGUUGUUGCUAGAAACGUUUCAGUGGAAUUUGUGCCUCCCAACUGCUGCUCAUUUCAUCGACUAUUAUCUUUCUAUUGCUGUCCAUGAGACUGAUCUUCAUGAUGGCUGGCCAAUGGUUUGCUUAGAGAAGACUAAGUUAUAUAUGGCAAAAUAUGCUGAUUACUUUCUGGAAGUAUCACUGCAAGAUCAUGCAUUUUUAAAUUACACUCCUUCUUUAGUUGCUACUGCAUGUGUAGCUUCUUCAAGGAUUAUCUUGCGUCUCUCACCAACGUGGCCUACCCGACUGCAUCAUCUUACUGCAUACUCCUGGGAUUUUCUAGUGCCAUGUAUUGAGCGACUAUUAAUUGCGCAUGAUAAUGAUGUGAAGGAAGCAAACAAGCAAAAAGGACAACAUGCUCAGUCUGCCCAACACACUGUAUUUCAGACCCCAGCUCCAACUCCCCAGCAGGCUAAUGCUCAACAGCACAUACCACAGUAUCUCCAAGCUCAUCAGUCUUCAUUACAGUAUCACCAUCAGGCAUCACAGCAGCAAAACUGUCAACAGAUAUUAUCAUCUAAUCAUACAGCAUCUUACCCACUUCAGACUUGCCCUGCUGCCUUACAGUCUACUGUUCAGGCUCGAGGCCAUGCACAGACUAGUGCUGCAAUGUCACUCACUGCUCCGCUAGAAGUGAAGCCAUGUAUAAGUGUCUCCUACAACCGGAGUUAUCAGAUGAAUGGACGAUAUUCCUGUAUUACUCCCUGCUUUGAGAGGUGAUAAGUACAGAAUAGUUUUGUUCUUGUUUGGGGUGGGAAGUUGUGUUUAGGGGAGUUAUUUUCGGUUGUUUGGUUUUUUUUUUGUUAACCCUCAAAUAAGUUUGAGGGCAACAAAUCAAAUAAAAGAGUGUCUUUCUAGGAAAAAAGGCAACUGGAUUGGCAAGCAGUACCAUAGGUCAGAUACAGACUUGCUACAAGCACACAGAACACCCUCCAAAAAGAAUGUGUAUACCUGGGGGUGAUAAGUUCUUACUCUGGCACUCGGAAUACUCAGUGCUUCUAACAGACAUCUUUGAAAUACUAGUCAAAAAUAGCUGUGGAUUAACUACAGACUUAUCUUUUAAUGAAGGAGAUAUGCAGUAUUAUUUUGAAGACAUUUAUGUAAUACCACCAUACAGUAUUAACAGUUUACUGAAACUUCAGAAUCCACUGAAUGCCAGGUUUCUCCAGAUACAUGGGAACCACAGGAAGAAACAAAUCUCAUCUGGCUAACUCCAUAUUCUUGCCCCCUUUUCAGCAUAUGUGAUGGAUAUUUGCUUUAGGCUAAGGCAUUUGAGUUAACUGGUAUUUUGGCUAGUUCUUAAGUUUUGUACCUCACAGGAUAGACACUAUAUUUUUGCUUCUUUUCUUUUCCCUGUCCUUUUUAAGUUUAAAGUAACUCUUUCAUACUAACUCAGGGAAUUUUCUAUUCAUUACUCUGUGCUGCUGGUUUGUAUACUUAAUUGGGUAUAACUUGAAGGGAGAAAGGUAAAGAGGGAAGAGACUAUAGCAGGUGGAGUGGCUUUUCUUCAGGGCAUCUAUAUGCAGGAGUACCAAAGGGAUAUGUUAAUAUUCACAGAAUGUAGAUGUAAGCUACUGCCCAGCAGUGUGCUACUGAGUAACUGAAGAGAGUUUCAGCUGAACUUGUACUGUACUAGAACUACUACAGUGGCUGCAAUUCCUCUGUGUAUACACAAACACACAUGUAUUAUUAAUCAACAGAGGGCAUCCUCCAGUUGUACUGACGGUAUCACUCGUACAAAAAAAAGUACAGUUAAAUGUACUUUCAGGCUUAUAGUGGAGGAAAAUUCUCAGGUAAUAGUGGGACAACUUUUUCUUCUACUAUUUUGGAGUUCUAGGAGAAAAUGCAGAGAUUUACUCUUCUAAAUGGGUGGAUCAAAAAUAUAUUGCAGAGUGAACUGCUUUAUCACAAUUAAGGUGCUAAUUAUGUAACUUUAUGGAAUUACACUAUCUCCUGUGGAGUGGAUAGUCAGAGGGUAGAAAGCUUCAAUCAUCCAACUAUUGGAUGAAAAUGGUGAUAUUAAUGGAGGUUUUGUUUUGUUUUUUUUUUCUUUAAAUACAAGAAGAUACCUGACUUUCUCCUGUGGUGGAAUAUAGAAGAGAGAGGGGUAUGGGUGACAGGAUUCUUACUACUUUAAAAUAUCUUUAUAGUUUGUGGACUUGAGGCUUUUUUUUUUAUUUGUUCUUUUACCACCUUCUGGCCUGUCUUAGUGGCAGCACUUAAAAUUAUGUACCAUCUAAUGACCCUGAAGUAUUGUGAAUCUUACAGAGACUGUUUUGAAAGCAGGGGCAAUUAAGAUAACAUUAUCAAUAUUUAUCACAGAAGAAGGGCCUUACCAUAAUGUUCAUAGUGGAGGGAAGACAGCUGUGUUCAUUCUUUCCUGGGCUGAAUGAUAACAUGCUACAAAAACCUAUGCAUUGUGGAGGAGAAGAAAUCCUGUUUCUCUUGGUUUGUUUUGGUUUGUUUGGGGUUUUUUUUUUGCAUAAAUCCCGAUUUUUGUGGUGGGCUUUUGUAGCAUGUAUGUGCAAGUCAGGAGGGUGAAUGAAAGAGAUGAUCCUCUGCUUUAUGUUACAGAAUCAACUUUGAAAUAGGCAUAGUGGGGUCAAUUCUUAAAUAAAGUGCAUGUUGGUUUGGUUGUGGUGUUCUUGGUUUUGUUUUAUUUUUCUCUCCUCUCUCCAACUUUUAAUGAAUAUUUGCCCAUGUCUGAGAGUAGUGUUCAGUAGAGACCUACCACCUCAUAAGAUGCCAUGUUUUUUAUUCAGCAUUGUUACCCAUUUAAGAGGGAAAUGGACUUCUUUCUCUGGGUUUCGUUUUGUUGCAAUGCUGUAUCCAAGUCCUAAAUGCUCUAACUACCUCUGAUGCUAUGAAUGUACAGUCUUGUAAUAGACCACAACUUGAAAUAACAGCAGAUGCCUGUAGCAAUCUUUUCUGUAAAAUCUUUAAAUCAGCUAACUUGUCAUUGCUAUUUGUGGCACAGCAGUAUAGGCUCUUUUUUUUUUUUUCUUUUUUUUUUGAAUAUUAGUAAAUUUAUCCCAUAGGCAUUUGAUAUUUAAAAAUUUAACUAAUACUUAACACUGGAAUUAUAAUGGGCAGGGGUGUAUUCAGUUAGUUAAUACUGCAAAUUUACAUGUAAUAGGGUAUUUUUUAUUUGACUAUUUUAAGACAUUAGGUCAACUGUAAAAAGAUCCACUACAUGCUGUUUGUUUUUAAUUUAUUACUUAGUCUAAGUUUUUUCUGACACUACAGCUGCAUAAUGUCUACAGAGAAAAUAUACACUAAACAGUUUCAAUAUAUUAUUUAAAAGGGCUUUAUCAGUGUAUUUAAAAAUAUGCUGUUCUUACUGUUAGAACCAAAAUGUGUUUUUUAUGGCAUAAAUAAGAAUGGUGCUCCUAAAUGCAAAAUGUCCAACCAAUGGAAUCUUUGUGAGUGCUAUGCAUUCGACUUAUUUUUUAAAAUAAAACUAGUUUUCAGUAAGAA
Messenger RNA from Neopsephotus bourkii (Bourke's parrot), 6664 nucleotides. It is a transcript of the gene CCNJ, whose product is annotated as cyclin J. NCBI's taxonomy places the organism in Eukaryota, Metazoa, Chordata, Aves, Psittaciformes, Psittacidae. The coding region runs from base 2942 to 3907 and encodes 321 amino acids. The record is from RefSeq and is a predicted model, not a curated record. Gene Ontology annotation, molecular function: cyclin-dependent protein serine/threonine kinase regulator activity. Gene Ontology annotation, cellular component: cyclin-dependent protein kinase holoenzyme complex; nucleus; cytoplasm. Gene Ontology annotation, biological process: mitotic cell cycle phase transition; regulation of cyclin-dependent protein serine/threonine kinase activity. The transcript has 4 exons.